AUGAAACAAUCUUCUACCAAAUCCCAGUCGAAACAGGCUUCAAAAUCACCUAAGAAAAAGGAGACAAAGCAGAAAUUUUCUAUUGAAUUGCGAUCCAAAGGAUCACCGAGCAGAUCAAAAAUGGAAUCUUCUGAAAGUCGAAAAUCGGCUAGUAAAAGUCCAAGUCGCAGUUCAAGAACUCCUGUAAGACAUGUUCAGAAAAAAUCGAGGAGUCGUUCCCAUAGUCGUGGAAGAAAAAUCGAUUCGCAAAGAAUGAAGCCUAAGGUGCAAGCAAAAUCGCGACCAUCCUCUCGUUCUCAAAAAAUUAUCAAAUCUAAUAAAAAUCUCAGUAAAAGUUUUUUUUUUGAUAGACCUAAGAUUUCCAUUCCAUCAUUCGGUACGGAUAGCAGAUAUGGUAAAAUUUAUGUAAGCACAGAAAAGAUUAUACCCUCAGAUGAUUUACACCUUCGAAAAGAUAAUAUGUCACCAUCGGGAAGUCUAUCGUCACGUCAGCAUGUCUUGGAUUCGGCAGAAGAAUUACUUCGUCGUCGUACUUUUGAACCAUUACAUGAAACAAUGCGAUCUGCACCAGCUUUUGGUUCUCGUACUCCAUCAGCAUCGCCAAAAAAAGUCGAAAGAAUACUCGAAAAGGCACCUUCACGUAUGAAAGCUCAUUUUCGUCGUUUCGGCCUUUUCUACAUAAUUGUCUUCUUACUUUGUGCUGUCGUUUAUAGCGUCUAUUCGUCUGGUCAUCAACUUGAAAAGACUCUUAAAGAACUGCAAAACAGGAUGAAUGAUUUUCUCAUCCGUGAUCCAAAAGAAUAUUAA
This is a messenger RNA of Dracunculus medinensis (Guinea worm), 807 nucleotides long. The record is from the annotation of a GenBank genome assembly. NCBI's taxonomy places the organism in Eukaryota, Metazoa, Nematoda, Chromadorea, Rhabditida, Dracunculidae.